Meloidogyne enterolobii is the source of this 1518-nucleotide messenger RNA. NCBI's taxonomy places the organism in Eukaryota, Metazoa, Nematoda, Chromadorea, Rhabditida, Meloidogynidae. The record is from the annotation of a GenBank genome assembly.
AUGAAUGAAUUUAUUAAUAAUAGUGUUAAAUUAGAUUUUUGGAAAGAGCCAUCAAAUAUUGGAGAAGAUACUCAUGUAAUGGUUGCUAAAGGUCCAAUAUUAGAUGAUUUUCUUAAUCGUCUAAAUAAAUAUAAUUUAAAUAUUCAAAUAAUGAUUGAGGACGUUAACGAAUUAAUUAAAAAACGUCAAAAAGAAAUUGAAGAAAAUAAAGAUGAAGAAGAAGAAGAAAAAAAGCAGAAGGAAAAUAUUAAUUUUCGUCGUCAAAGAGAUGAUCCUUUUAUUAAUUCUUCUCCAAGACUUAAAAAAGCAGCUGCUUUAGGAAGAUUUUCUUUAGGGAAAUAUAAGUCAUUUGCCGAUAUAAUUCAUUAUUUGAAUGCUUUAGCAGUUAAUUAUCCAAAUAUAGUAACUGUACAACCUAUUGGAUCUACACAUGAAGGAAGGCAAAUACCCUUAAUUAAAAUUGGGACAAACAAUAAUUUAAUUGGAAAGCCGGCUAUUUGGAUUGAUGGAGGAAUUCAUGCAAGAGAGUGGGUAUCCCCAGCAGUUGUUUUAUUUAUGAUAGAUCAAUUAGUAAUUGGUUAUGACACUCAACCAUUAAUUAAACAAUUUGUUGACCAAUUAGAUUGGUUUAUUGUUCCUUUAUUAAAUCCUGAUGGUUAUGAAUAUUCUAGAAGUAGUUCUGACCCAGAAAUUCGUCUUUGGAGGAAAAAUCGUUCACCGACACAAUGUACACAAAUAAAUACUGGCCUUUUUACCCCUCCAAAUACUCAAUGUUGUCAGGGUGUUGAUUUAAAUAGAAAUUUCGAUUGGUUUUUUGGGCAAGUUGGUUCUUCUUCAGAUCCUUGUUCAGAAAUAUUUGCUGGAAAUUUUGCUUUCUCAGAGCCGGAAACUCAGUCAGUUAGAGAUUUUAUUUCUCAACAACAAGGAAGAAUUAAAACAUUUAUGACAUUUCAUAGUUAUUCUCAAAUAUUAAUGUAUCCAUUUGGCCAUUCAUUACGUACAUAUCCACAAGAUGUCCAAGAAUUAAGUAAUGUAGCAUUGCGGGCUGCCCAAGCACUGCAAUCAACUUACGGAACUAAAUAUACAGUUGGCACUGGUGCUGAUACUCUGUCCAUGAAAAAUUGGCUGCUUUGCAGCUAUCCGGCAUCUGGUGGCAGCGAAGACUGGGCAAAAGGCAGAAUGGGCGUUAAAUUCUCGUUUUUGUUUGAACUUAGACCCGAAGACAGUGUUUAUGAUGGAUUUUUGUUGCCUGAAAGUCAGAUUGUCCCAACAGCAAGAGAAACUUGGGAAGCAGUUAAAGUGAUUGGGACUUCAACAAUAAAACAAUUCCAACAACCCCAACAACAAAUAUUUAAUGGAAUACAAACAAAUAACAGAGCAAAACGUGUUUGUAGAGAUACGGAUUCUUUGUGUUUAUAUUGGACACAACAAAGUUCAUCAACGUGUCAACAAUGGCCAGCAAUGAAAGAACGUUGUUCUCGUUCUUGCAAUUUUUGUUCAGCUGACGAAGAAAAUUAA